AUGAACGCUCGAUCAAACGUUCGACCUGGUGCUAGACCCACAGCAACAACUAGUAAUAGUUACGGUUCAUCUAACAACCGACCUUCUGGCUAUGCAGGCCCAAGUAGUGGAUCUAUGCCACGAACACAGCCUGCUACGCGACGACCAACAAAUCAAUAUGAAAAUGAAUCACCCCCAUCUCGCAAUGCACCUAAACAGCAAAAACCUUCCGGUGGUGGACAUGGCUAUGGUGAAUAUGAUUAUUUGUAUAAGAAUGCUCCAGGAGGAAGUGGUCAGCCACCAGCUAUGCCUAAAUUUGUAUUAUGCUAUAUAUGUGGGCGCAAAUAUGGAACACAAUCAGUUGAAAUACAUGAACCACAAUGUUUAGAAAAAUGGCAUUUUGAAAAUGCUAAACUUCCUCCGAAUUUACGUCGUCCAGCACCACGUAAACCCGAUGUUCAUAUUGGCAGUGGUGCUAGUUAUACUCUAGAUGAAAUAAAUGAUGCAGCCUAUGAAGCAUCGAAAUCUCAGCUUGUUCCAUGUGAUAAUUGUGGACGUAAAUUUGCUGCUGAUCGUAUAUCAGUUCAUCAACGUAGUUGUAAACCUGGCAAUGCAGCUAAACCUAUUGGUGCACACGCUGGCCCCAGUGGUGGUGGCGGACGUAUGGCUGAACGACCAACUCAGCAAAAAGAAAACGCUCGUCAUAAUGAAUAUGAGGACGUACCAGUGAGUUCAUCGAAACGAGGAGGUGGUGGAGGGGGCGGUGGUAGUAGUAAUACUGCCUUUGCAAGUAGCAGUUCCUCUGGUGUUUCUGGUCUUUAUCCAUGUUCUAUAUGUAAUCGAAAUUUUGCAAGUGAUCGUAUACAACAACACGAAGAAGCGUGUAAAAAAGCGAGUAAACAACGACGAGUAUUCGAUUCCACUAAACAACGAUUACAAGGAACUGAAGCAGCAACAUAUUUUAGAAAAACAAAAGGAGGCAAAGCUCCAAGCCAAUCAAUUAAACCUGUUCAAAAAUCAAAUUGGAGACAAAAACAUGAAGAUUUCAUUCGAGCUAUUCGUUAUGCAAAACAAGCGAGUGACUAUGAGAGAGCAGGUGGUCGCUUAGCUGAUCUACCUCCGCCACCUGCUUCUGUUAAUCCAGAUUAUGUUCAAUGUCCACAUUGUGGACGUAACUUUGCUCCGAUGGUAGCUGAACGGCAUAUACCAAAAUGUGUUAAUAUUUUAGCGAAACCUAAACCUCCACCAAGCCUUAAUCGAACAGGACCACAACAACGUAUGGGCCCUGGUACUAAUCGUCCACCGCCAUCAAAUUAUAACAAUACAUCGGGUGGUUUUAGUCAUAGUGGUGGAUAUCCACCGUCGAAUCGAUCAACACGUGGCGGUCGUUUUUAA
This is a messenger RNA of Rotaria socialis, 1374 nucleotides long. Lineage: Eukaryota; Metazoa; Rotifera; Eurotatoria; Philodinida; Philodinidae. The record is from the annotation of a GenBank genome assembly.